Molecule: messenger RNA, 309 nt
Organism: Penicillium taxi
Lineage: Eukaryota; Fungi; Ascomycota; Eurotiomycetes; Eurotiales; Aspergillaceae
Product: thioredoxin family protein
Exons: 2
Coding region: 1-309 (102 amino acids)
Molecular function (GO): protein-disulfide reductase activity
Source: RefSeq, a predicted model, not a curated record
AUGCCUCGGCCGAUCAUCAAACAGUUCGAAGACAUCAUCUCCGCAAACAAGACCGUCGCUGCUGAAUUCACGGCACGAUGGUGUGACGAAUGUAAAAGUAUCACGCCAGUCUUUCGCAAACUGAGCGAUCAAUAUCCAUCAAUUACGUUCGUUCGUAUUGACGUUGAGAAAGUCGGGCUUCUCGCGCAGAAGUACUCCGUCUCGUAUGUUCCUACUUUCCUGUUUUUCAAGAAUGGAAAGAAGGGUGAUCAGUUGCAGGGUUAUAGCAAAAGGGCUCUUGAGAAGAAGGUAUCUGAGCUGGCUGCUUAG